Paramuricea clavata is the source of this 1603-nucleotide messenger RNA. NCBI's taxonomy places the organism in Eukaryota, Metazoa, Cnidaria, Anthozoa, Malacalcyonacea, Plexauridae. The record is from the annotation of a GenBank genome assembly.
AUGACAUCACACAAACUUGAAGAGAACCUUCUUAGUAUCACUAUCAUGGUAAACAAGGGACGAAUACAAAUACAAGGCAAAUACAUGAAAGAAUGGGGUAAUGACGAAUUCCCCAUACUAAUUGAACUUAUAAAUAACCCAGUCCUGCUUCACAGCAACCCAACCAAAAACCUAAAUAAUUUUAUCGAAAAAUUAUUCCCAAAUACCAGUACCCAGCAAACCACAUGUCAACCAACAGAUACAAACUCCCCAAAGUUUCAUGUUAUGAAAUCCAAUCUGGCCUCCCUAGAAGCAGCCUUUGUUGAUUUCAAGCAACAUACUGACAAGGAAACCACCGAACUGAACCUUGCUCUCACUGAGAAAGUCAAAGAUAUUGAAAUACUAAAAAAUGAAAUCACUGUUUUGAAAUCAAAGCAAUUAAAUGAUCAACAAACAUUGAGUGAUAUGUUGCUAAAACAAUCAGAAAUCGAGGACGAAAUGAAGAAAAUCCAUAAAAAAUGCAAAGUUCUAGAAGAAAAGAACUCAACAUUAACUGGCAAAUUAGCGGCUCUCAAGGAAAUCAUAGAAAGUAACAACAGUGAAAUUUUAUCUACACCCAACACAUCCAAUUCAGACGAACCCACAUCGAUUCCAAACGUACCCACAACCAACCAAUUCCUUGCCAUUGCAGAUGAACCACCAAAUGAACCACCGAUGAAACUACAAGCGAACCCCCAUUAAUCCAACAACAGCAACCAUCCCAACAGGAAACGUCCCAAAAAAAAUUGAAGGUGACACCAUUAUAUUAUGCGAUAGCAAUGGUCGAUACCUUAAACCUUCCCUGUUAUGUCCUGGUACCAAAACAAAAUACAUUAAAUGUGCUACACUUGAAAAAGCAAAAGAAAUACUGGACAAUACCACCUUUAACUCGCCUAAAUCGUUCAUUAUACAUGUAGGAACAAACGAUUUAGAACAUUCUAACCCAACAGAAACCUUAACCAACAAGGCACUGGACAUAGUGGAGGAUAUCAAGAACAAACAUCCUGAAAGUCAUAUUAUAUUCUCUUCCCUUCUCCCAAGAACAGAUGCUCUUGACGAGAAAGUGAAUGAUCUUAACAACAAGUUGGAAAAAGCGUUUUCCUCAAAAAAGAACAUUUCUCUAGUUCAACAUAAUAACAUAUACAAGAAUGGCCACCUCAAAGACAAGAAGCACCUUAACAACAUUGGUGUGAAGCGUUUCGCACAAAACCUAAAACGGGCCUUCUUUAGAAAAAAUAUCACCUUGCCACAACGACAUAGACAGUACAGACCUCCAAGACCCCCGACCCAAUGGUUUCCUCACAACGCAAUACCACCACAAUUCCCUAGCAUUCUCCCCUAUACGCCCAACUACCACUUCAACAAUGCUCAAUCCCCAAAGCUUCUCCAAACAGCUCCACCAAAAAACACUCAUUUACAACACCCUAACCAAGAUCACCCUCCUAAUUUUCCUACUUUUCCCUCAAUCCACCAUAACCAAACUGCUCAUCUAUCGACAACACACCAUACAACCCAAGAAACCAAAACAAUGCAAGGUCAACUUAUCCAACUGAUUAAAGAUCUUCAGCGAUAUGUAAGUUUGUAA